Messenger RNA from Erigeron canadensis, 1437 nucleotides. Its product is annotated as UDP-glycosyltransferase 85A8-like. The record is from RefSeq and is a predicted model, not a curated record. Gene Ontology annotation, molecular function: UDP-glycosyltransferase activity. Lineage: Eukaryota; Viridiplantae; Streptophyta; Magnoliopsida; Asterales; Asteraceae. Bases 1 to 1437 code for a protein of 478 amino acids. The transcript has 3 exons.
AUGGGUUCCAUAACAAAUACUACUAACAAACCACAUGUGGUAUGUAUUCCUUACCCAGCCCAAGGCCACAUCAACCCAAUGAUGAAACUAGCUAAGCUCCUUCAUUCCAAGGGCUUCCACAUCUCAUUCGUGAACACCCAUCACAACCAUAACCGUUUGCUUCAAUCUCGCGGCACUUCUUCUCUCGACGGCCUGAUCGAUUUUCGUUUCUACUCGAUCCCUGAUGGCCUUCCACCUUCCGAUGCGGAAGCCACCCAGUCUAUCCCUGCCAUAUGUGAAUCCGUUCCUAAGCAUAGUUUGGAACCCUUUUGUGAUCUCAUUACUAAGCUUAAUGAGGUGAUGCCCCCAGUGAGUGGUAUCAUUUCGGAUGGGGGCAUGAGCUUCACACUUGAAGCGGCUGAGAGGUUUGGGUUGCCAGAGGUUCUGUUUUGGACCACAAGUGCUUGUGGGUUGUUGGCUUACACUCACUACCGUGAUCUUGUUCAAAGGGGUUAUACUCCCCUCAAAGAUUUGAGUGAUAUAACAAACGGUUAUUUAGAAAAAACCUUGGAUUGGAUUCCUGGGAUGAGUAACAUAAAGUUAAAGGACAUACCGAGCUUCAUUCGAACCACAGAUGAAAACGACAUCAUGCUCAACACUCUUAUCAAGGACACUGCUGCAAUCCCAAGAGGAUCGGCGAUUAUUCUUAACACAUUCGACGCCUUGGAACAAGAUAGGGUUAAACCCUUACUAGCUUUGAAUCCAAAUAUCUUCACCAUAGGCCCAUUACACAUGAUGCAACAAUAUGUUCACAACGAACAACUUAAAAACGUUGGAUCCAACCUAUGGAAGGAAGAUGUUAGUUGCAUUAGUUGGCUCGACACAAAAGAACCUGGCUCGGUUGUUUACGUAAACUUUGGAAGUAUUACUGUGAUGACAAAAGAACAACUGAUUGAGUUCGGAUGGGGGCUCGGAAAUAGCAAGAAGGAUUUCUUGUGGAUAACCAGACCUGACAUUGUUGGAGGCAAUGAAGCCAUGAUGCCGCCAGAGUUCGUGUAUGAGACCAAAGAGAGAGGCAUGGUCACUAGUUGGUGCCCUCAAGAAGAGGUUAUGAAGCACCGGGCAAUAGGAGGAUUCUUGACGCACUGUGGAUGGAACUCGACUAUCGAGAGUAUUAGUUGUGGUAUUCCAAUGGUUUGUUGGCCAUUUUUUGCCGAACAACAGACGAAUUGUCGGUAUUGUUGUAUAGAAUGGGAAAUUGGUAUGGAAAUCGAUACGGAUGUCAAGAGGGAGGAGGUUGAAAAUCAAGUGAGGGAGAUGAUGGAUGGAGAGAAAGGGAAGACAAUGAGAAGCAAGUCUUUAGAAUGGAAACGGAAAGCCAAAGAAGCCGUUGAUGUUGGUGGAUCAUCCUAUCUCAACUUUGAUAGAUUAAUCAACAAUGUUCUCUUGAAAAAUUAG